Olea europaea var. sylvestris is the source of this 2347-nucleotide messenger RNA. RefSeq names its product adenylate isopentenyltransferase 5, chloroplastic-like. Gene Ontology annotation, cellular component: mitochondrion. NCBI's taxonomy places the organism in Eukaryota, Viridiplantae, Streptophyta, Magnoliopsida, Lamiales, Oleaceae. Gene Ontology annotation, molecular function: tRNA dimethylallyltransferase activity. The transcript is spliced from 2 exons. The record is from RefSeq and is a predicted model, not a curated record. Gene Ontology annotation, biological process: cytokinin biosynthetic process; tRNA modification. Bases 363 to 1316 code for a protein of 317 amino acids.
AGGCAGAACAAAUUAUCAGGCAAUGACACGUGUUACGCAUAUGUCUUCUUUGUUAUGGAAAAAUAUGCAUGGCUCCCACUUCACCUGCAUAAAUACCAGCCAUCUUCAUUUGAUUUUUUGCAGGUGAGUUAGCUUCAUAUGUCACUUGGUUUCAUAUAAUUUUCUUCUUUUUGGAUCCUCCCAACUGUAUGGAUAAGAGAAAUUUUCUGCACACAUACAUAUAAACAAAAACACUCAUAUUUGCUUCAUAAUUCUGCCCCAACUUUGUACUUAUUCCUUCUUCCUCAAAAAUCCUUUUAUUGUGCUGAUUUUUCUGCAGCAGUUCGCCCAGUCAGCUCAAGCAGAAGGAGUACUGAAUAUAAAUGAGGAUCUCAUUUUCUGCCUGCAAGCAAGCACAGCCUCUGCGGGUGAAUAAUCCCGGGGGGCUAAACAUGGAUCAAUUUAUUCUGGGCCGGUGCCGGAAGGACAAGGUGGUAAUAGUAAUGGGAGCCACCGGCACCGGAAAAUCAAGACUCUCGAUCGAUCUAGCCACCCGUUUUGAUGCGGAGAUUGUGAAUUCAGAUAAAAUGCAAGUUUACAAAGGCUUAAACAUAAUAACCAAUAAAGUGGCAGAAGAGGAAUGUAGGGGAGUCCCUCACCAUUUGUUAGGAAUAGUUGAUCCUGAUGCAGACUUUGCAGCCGUCGAUUUCGUGAAUCAUGCAUCGACCGCUGUUGAUUCGAUUACGAGAAGCGGUCGGGUGCCUAUCAUUGCUGGAGGGUCUAAUUCUUACAUCAAGGCUUUGGUGAAUGAUGACAUGGAAUUCAAGUCAAAGUAUGAAUGUUGUUUCCUAUGGGUGGACGUAUGGAUGCCUGUCCUUCACUCGUUUGUAUUGGAAAGGGUCGAUAAAAUGGUGGAUGCUAGUUUGAUCGAUGAAGCAAGAGAAUUCUUUGACCCUGAAGGUAAUUACUCACGCGGGAUCAAACGUGCUAUUGGAUUAUCAGAACUAGAUGAGUUUUUUCGAAAUGAGUCAUUUCUUGACUAUGAUAAAAGGGCCAGGCUCCUUGAGGAUGCUACUGAUAAAAUUAAGGCAAACACAUGCAAAUUGGCUUGUCACCAACUACAAAACAUUCUUAGGCUUCGAAAUCAAUCAGAGUGGCACAUUAACUAUUUGAAUGCAACCGAAGCCUUCCUCAAAAGGGGCUUGGAAUCGGUUGAAGCUUGGGAAAGGCUUGUGGCCAGGCCUGCCACCAGAGUCGUGGACCGCUUUCUAUGCGAAGAUGACGUCAAUUUCAUGUCAGCAAUCGCUUUGCCACCUCCUAUCUAUCAAAUCAUGUAAAUGCCUCAAAUCAUUCUAAACACCUAUUAAGUUUCCAUUCUUUUCUCAUUAAAAUGAAAAAUUUGAUCGUUAUCCAUUACAUCAAACCACCAAAUUUGAAUUUCUAUCUCUUGUGUGGGGUCUAUAACGACUAUAUUUUUCAUUUUCAUUGUUCCAAAAAUGAGGAGUAAACGGGGACACUAUUAGUUAUUUUAUCCCUGGUCUUCAAUAGUACUUACCAAACACACGUACGUCUUUGUCAUCCCAUUCGAUUCCACCAGUUCAGGAUAAGUAUUCAUGCACGGGACAUGGCAAGAGUCAAGUCGACCUACCACUUAUCCUAUUUUCUACCUUUGCAAAGGUUGCUGUCAGGUAGUUAAGUACCUAAAAUAUGGGUGGCCGUAGAAUACGAAGCGUUUUAGAAAUCCGUGUAGGGAAUACUUUGUCUCCCCCUUUUUGGCACUGUAUAUGCAGUGGACUGCUUUGGAUUAUUCCCAUAUUUAUUUAUUUUUUUUAAUCUAGGUAUCCCAGUUUACACCAGACUAAAUCUUGGACCUCCAAGAUCCAUGCCCCUAGAAUCUUGGAGGGGGUAAAUCGCGAGUUAUGCCUCAACUGGAUCACAGGUUCUCCCCAUUGACUGUACACUUCUGCGCACAAGAGACUCUCCUCCACAAUGAUUAUUCCAUACCAAAUUUUUUGGCUUCAGGUUCCCACCAGGAAUCGAACUCUCUACCCUGUCGCUAGAAGCGAGCCAAUGUUAAUUGAUCCACCAAUUGAGCUGUGCCCCGGGAGGCCAAAUGGAUUAUUAUAUAUGUACCUGUAGUAGUCUUGGCAAAUUGUAAGCACUUUGUGGGGGUGCGGGGAAUUGGUCAAAAUAAAACUUCAAUAAAUUAUGUAAGAAAGGUGAACUGCAUUUUAGGUUUUACUUUUUUCCUUUUUUAUUUCAUCUCCCCUUUUUGGCACUGUAUAUGCAGUGGACUGCUUUAGCAAAUGGAUUAUUCUAUAUGUACCUGUAGUAUAAUCCUUUGCAAAUUGUAGGCACUUUGUGGGGG